AUGUACCAUAUAAUGUUUAGCCUACAAAGGAUAAAGCAUGAUCUGUGGGUUUAGAGUUCAGUGACUACCACUGGUCAGUAGUAGCCUAUAAUGUGAGAUAGGCGGGCUCCUUAUCAGUUGUUUUAUAGAUCAGCGAGCUGCGCAUGCGCACUAGGUGCGCAGAAACCACUUCAAUGAACACAAAGAAAAAUAUAUUUUCGGAAAAAGAAGAAAAUAGUUCAUAUCCAAUGUGUAGCAUACUCUAUCAUUAUCAUUGUACCUCUAAUUAGAACAUUCCUGUAGGGAUUGGUAAGGUUUUUUCUUGAGAUAAGUCCUUGAAUGUCUUUUCACGUGAAAGAGCGUUUAUAAGGAGUUCAGUCUUAGAAACCUCUGGCACUUUUAGAAGCGGAAAUAAACGUAGAGGAAUUAUCUGUAGUGUCCCGACAAUUAUAGUAGCCAUUAAAAAAUGGCAGCAUACACAUUACCGGAGGGAUUCUCCGAUUUUGACAUGUUUGCAUUCGGUUCAGCUCUUCUUGUUGGAGGUCUUCUUGGAUUCUUCCUCAACGCCAUUUCAAUAUUGGCCUAUAUUAGCGUAAAGCAAAUGCGAACUCCCAGUAAUUUUCUUGUGUUUAACCUUGCUGUGGCUGACAUUAUGCUCAAUUUAAACGGCCUGAUCGCUGCUUACGCCAGUUUAUUUUAUAGACACUGGCCCUGGGGCCAAGACGGAUGUAGCAACCACGCCUUCAUGGGGAUGACAGCAGUUCUGGCCUCUAUCAGUUUCCUGGCUACCAUCGCCUGGGACAGAUAUCACCAAUAUGUGACCAAUCAGAAGCUGUUUUGGAGCACGGCCUGGACUAUUUCAAUCAUUAUCUGGGGGUUGGCCAUCAUCUGGGCGGCCGUCCCUCUGAUUGGUUGGGGAGUUUAUGACUUUGAGCCCAUGAGGACCUGCUGCACACUAGACUACACCAAAGGAGACAUGGACUACAUUACCUAUAUGGGGGCCCUGACGGUCUUCUACCUUAUCUUCCCUGCUUAUGUCAUGAAGUCCAACUACGACGCCAUUCACGCAUACUUCAAGAAGAUCCACAAGCACAGGUGGAACACCAGCAUACCACUGAGGGUUCUGUUGUUCUGCUGGGGACCCUACGAAAUCAUGUGCAUCUACGCCUGCUUUGGCAAUGCCAGACUGGUCUCUCCAAAGCUGAGAAUGUUACUUCCUGUUUUGGCGAAAACGAAUCCUAUUUUCAACGCGUGGCUUUAUUCCUUUGGGAACGAGUUCUACAGAGGGGUGUGGCAGUUCCUGACUGGCCAGAAGUUUACUGAGCCGGUCGUUGUGAAGUUAAAAGGAAGAUAAAGGAAGUUUUCCAUUCUGACAUUCUAAUUCCAUGGUUACACUACUGUACAGGCCAUGGAAUUAGAAUGUUCCAUUCUCACAUUCUAAUUCUAUGGUUACACUACUGUACAGGCCAUGGAAUUAGAAUGUUCCAUUCUCACAUUCUAAUUCUAUGGUUACACUACUGUACAGGCCAUGGAAUUAGAAUGUUCCAUUCUCACAUUCUAAUUCUAUGGUUACACUACUGUACAGGCCAUGGAAUUAGAAUGUUCCAUUCUCACAUUCUAAUUCUAUGGUUACACUACUGUACAGGCCCUGGAAUUAGAAUGUUCCAUUCUCACAUUCUAAUUCUAUGGUUACACUACUGUACAGGCCAUGGAAUUAGAAUGUUCCAUUCUCACAUUCUAAUUCUAUAGUACAGGCUAUAUCCAAACAACAUCCUCAUCAUGCACUCUCAUUGCAGUAGGUUUCACAUUGGAAGAAUGGUAUUUGUACAAGGUGGUGAACUUAAUGUUAAUUGUUUAUUUAGCUGGCUUGGGAAACCAUGGGUCCAAUGUAGCUUGUCAAUAGCGGUAUGGUGGCUGACUCUCCAUUCAAAUAGACUUUGGGGAGAAGCACCUGCUAUUAGAUUGAAGGAUGUCUCAUGAUUGACUAGACAUAGGACACUCAAUGACCUACGUUGUAAUACAAAUACCACAGUGCUCUUAAUGUGGUGUUCAUGCUGAGUUAUUUCAAGGUAAUACGACCAGAGAUCAACUUAAAAGUGGACCAAACUUAAGGUUCAAGUCAUGUUAAUGUAAUGCCGUUUAAUUUUUUUUAAAUUUUUAUAGCCAAUAGCUUUACUUCUAGAAGUUUCCCUGAUGUAUCCCUCCAGCACUGUAAUAAACACAGCAAGGUAUUCCGCCAUGCAGCCGCUCUUCAAUCUGACUCCACUGUCCUUACCUGGAAAUGGUGUGAUUCUCAGCAUGCCGCUGUACCUGUACAGCUGUAAAAGGAUGAGACUUCAAAAAAGAGCUAUACUCUGACCACACCUGGGUUCAAAUACUAUUUGAAAUCUUUCAAAUACUUUAACCUGCCUGGAGUGCCAGAUGGGCAGGGUACACAGUUUUUUAAAUGUUUUUUUUUACAGUAUACAAUUUCAAGGCAAUCUCAAUCGAGCCAGGAUAAAGUAUUGGAAAUUAUUUCAUAUAGUGACUGAACCCAGGUGUCAUUCAGCCAAGACAUUUCAUGCUAUGGAGGUUGUUGUAUAGUUGUGACCAAGUAGAUUUAUUGUGUGACUUUUUUGGUUCCUGAGGAGUUUUAGGAUUGUCUCCCAAAUUACACCCCAUUCCCUAUUUAGUGCACUAUGUAGGGAACAUGGUUCAAUUUGAAAUCUGAAGACAAAAGCCUUGAUGUGAUGUAACCUCUUCACAGUAUAGCCACCAAUCUUUCUGUGAAGAACUAUUCUCUGUAGGUACUUUACUGUGGAGACAGAACGUAAAGAAGCAGGAUCAUCCCUGUUUAAAGGAAGUGGCGAAAACCACUUCCCUUAAACACUGAAUCCCACGGAGGAAGUUUGUGAAUGACCAAUGCUCCCUAUGUUACAAAGUCUUACAUUACAUUACAUCCCCAUAUAGUCUGGAGUAAACUAGAUGUAACCUAA
Molecule: messenger RNA, 2954 nt
Organism: Oncorhynchus kisutch (coho salmon)
Lineage: Eukaryota; Metazoa; Chordata; Actinopteri; Salmoniformes; Salmonidae
Product: RPE-retinal G protein-coupled receptor
Exons: 7
Coding region: 446-1333 (295 amino acids)
Biological process (GO): G protein-coupled receptor signaling pathway; phototransduction; visual perception
Cellular component (GO): membrane
Molecular function (GO): G protein-coupled receptor activity
Source: RefSeq, a predicted model, not a curated record